CCCUGAGCAACCUGUGGAAAGCAGCAGAGUGGUUAUCCUCUCGGGGCAUAAAGACAAAGAAGGCAAUAAGGAGACUUUUCUCCUCAGAGGCUGCCUGUGGCUUCCCAUGGGUGUCUCACACAGGGGAGACCAACUCAACUGGCACCUAGAACUCUCUUUCCCACAAAAGUUGGGCUGGUUCUGAUCCUUAACCUGCUCCGGCAGUGACACACUCAGCCUCACAGGGAGUGGACGAGCUCCAGGAAGAUGAUGUUUUGGAGAAAACUCCCCAAAGCCCUCUGCAUUGGGCUGACUCUGGCCAUUGCUGUCAAUCUCCUUCUGGUAUUUUCUAGCAAGGGGACUUUACAAAACCUGUUUACCGGUGGUCUCCACAGGGAGCUUCCUUUACAUCUGAAUAAGCGCGACGGGGCAGUGAUAAAGAGACUCUCCCACUUGGAGGUGGAAUUGCAGGAUCUGAAAGAAAGUAUGAAAUUGGCUCUGAGGCAACAAGAAAAUGUGAACAACACACGGAAGAGGGCGAAAGAUGAAGUACGCCCUGUUCUAAAGGCAAUGGAAACCAAGGUGAAUGAGGCAAAGAAGCACAAAACCCAAAUGAAACUCUUCCCACACUCACAGCUUUUCAGGCAGUGGGGCGAGGAUCUUUCUGAGGCCCAGCAGAAGGCGGCCCAGGACCUCUUCCGGAAGUUUGGUUACAACGCGUACCUCAGCAACCAGCUGCCUCUCAAUCGCACCAUCCCCGACACGCGAGACUACAGAUGUCUUCGGAAGACAUACCCUUCCCAACUCCCAUCCCUCAGUGUCAUUCUCAUAUUUGUGAAUGAAGCUCUGUCCAUUAUACAACGGGCCAUCACCAAUAUCAUCAACCGGACACCCUCUCGAUUGCUGAAGGAAAUCAUCUUGGUGGAUGAUUUCAGCUCAAAUGGAGAACUAAAGGUACACUUGGAUGAGAAGAUUAAGCUUUACAACCAGAAGUAUCCAGGACUACUGAAAAUAAUACGGCAUCCUGAGAGGAAAGGUCUUGCUGAAGCCCGCAACACUGGCUGGGAAGCUGCCACAGCAGACGUGGUCGCCAUCUUGGAUGCUCACAUUGAAGUCAAUGUUGGGUGGGCAGAGCCAAUCUUGGCUCGGAUUCAGGAAGACCGCACUGUGAUUGUGUCUCCUGUGUUUGACAACAUUCGUUUUGACACCUUCAAACUGGAUAAGUAUGAACUGGCAGUUGAUGGGUUUAACUGGGAACUCUGGUGCCGCUACGAUGCACUGCCACAAGCCUGGAUUGAUGUGCAUGAUGUCACUGCCCCAGUGAAGAGUCCUUCAAUCAUGGGCAUCCUGGCUGCUAACAGGCACUUCCUGGGAGAGAUCGGGUCUCUGGAUGGCGGAAUGCUCAUCUAUGGAGGAGAGAACGUGGAGCUUAGCCUAAGGGUGUGGCAGUGUGGAGGGAGGAUCGAGAUUUUGCCCUGCUCCCGGAUUGCUCACCUAGAGAGACACCACAAGCCCUACGCCUUGGAUCUGACCCCUGCCUUGAAGCGCAAUGCUCUGCGAGUGGCCGAAAUCUGGAUGGAUGAGCACAAACACAUGGUCUACUUGGCCUGGAACAUACCUCUCCAGGACUCUGGAAUAGAUUUUGGAGACAUUUCUUCCAGAAUGGCACUCCGGGAAAAACUGAAAUGUAAAACUUUUGACUGGUACCUGAAAAAUGUUUAUCCACUCUUGAAGCCAAUCCACACCAUCGUGGGCUAUGGAAGAAUGAAAAACCUAUUGGAUGAAAAUGUCUGCUUGGAUCAGGGACCCAUUCCAGGCAACACCCCCAUCAUGUAUUACUGCCAUGAAUUCAGUUCACAGAAUGUCUACUAUCACCUAACUGGGGAGCUCUAUGUGGGACAACUGAUUGCAGAGGCCAGUGCUAGUGAUCGCUGCCUGACAGACCCUGGCAAGGCGGAGAAGCCCACCUUAGAACCAUGCUCCAAGGCAGCUAAGAAUGGACUGCAUAUAUAUUGGGAUUUUAAACCGGGAGGAGCUGUCAUAAACAGGGAUACCAAGCGGUGUCUGGAGAUGAAGAAGGAUCUUUCGGGUAGCCACGUGCUUGUGCUCCAGACCUGUACCACGCAAGUGUGGGAAAUCCAGCACACCGUCAGAGACUGGGGUCAAACCAACAGCCAGUGAUCCUCAGACGGCACUGGAUCUGGGUCAUCAAUUCCUGCAAGUGGAGUGGCUUCUACCCCUAACACUCCCAGCUUCUUUCUCAAUGAGAAAGAAAGCAUGUGUAUGUCUGUUUAUGGCGACUUCAGGUGGGGCCUAUGCGUGUGCCGGGGUGUCUCUGUUGGAGAGAGGAGAGGAAACUCUGAUGCCUCGUCCCCAGCUUCCCUGGGAAGGUCGUGAUAUAUAUCAAAUGCCAUUCUUGGAAACUCCUUGAAAUAACCAGCAUCUUUUGGCUGUUACGUGGGGAGAGAAGGAGGAGGAUGGAAGUUUAUCUUUGACUUCUGCCCACGAUGUUUAGCCUUCCUUCCCGACAGCUACUGUCGCCAUCUGCCCCACACCUCCUCCCCAGCUCAUCUGCUUGGGGACUCCCCAGGCUGCCAGGGGCCAUUCCACGUGAGACGCUGGGCCCUUCUCAGGCCGGCAGCGUGACAGCUCUUCAGGUAGCACUAAUUCUCCCUCCUGCCUGGACUGUCCCGAGAGAUGCAGAAAAUAGAUAAGUGACUUUUAAACAUUCCUCCAUUCAACCUCCCAUGGCAGUUUUAUUUGGAUUAUCAAUCUCUCCCACACCAAAGAGAUUCUGGAGGCUGAGGGGAGGAGAGAAGGCACCUCGACUCAUCACAGCUGUCCAAGGGACAGUGUGUUGAGAAGGGUAAGAAAAUCCAGGGCCAUCGGAGCCUUUCUCUUAGUAGGUCAUAACAUUUAAUGACUUAAUUACCUAUUCCCUCCUCCUACUCUUGCAAAUUAUGGAGAAGAUGAGGCUUGAAUCAGAGGGGCACUGCUUGUUGGAGGCAAAGAAGAGAUUGCAGGCAAAAUCUUAAAACCAGGGAUUCUAUGGCUGUCCACUGGAUAAAUAUUUUCUGCUAGUUGGUGAGUUGGGAAGAUACAUCUCAGCCUGCCAAUUUUUGGCAAGGUCUUGGAGGUUGGUGGGACGGGGCACGUGGUGGGAGAGUAGGUAGGAUGGUUCUGUGUGUGUGGUGUGUUGUGGAAUUACCCUUCAAGCACGUGCUCCCAAAACCCCUUCUUCAGAGGGCCGCUUUUCUCUCUUAGUCCCAUGUCAGGGCUGCCUGGAAGUGAUUUGGAGAAUCAUUAGGUUUUCUUUAGGCAUUAGGCAAGCAGGACAGUGAUAAUUUGGUACAGGAUUUAAUCAGUUGAAACUUAUAAAAAUGAACUUUUAAAAGUGUACAGGUUAUAAAUAGACAGCUUGAUUAAAAUUUCACUAUGAACGCUGCCAUAUCAAGAACUAAAACUACUGCAGAUACGAUUUUAUUACGAAAAAAUAAAGGGACAAGAUGAAUGUUAAGCAAAUGCAUAACUUCUAGCUUCUGCCUGGCAAAUUGAAGGGAAAAUGCAAUUCAUAGCAAAGUUUUGAAAAAGUAUGUACCCAAUAGAAAGUUGGAUAAAAGACACAAUACCCUUAAACAUAUGAAAAGAUGUUUAACCUCAUUCGUAGUUAGAGAAAUGCAAAUUAAAACUGUAUUGAGAUACUUUUCACUUAAAUUGGUAAAAAUUAAAAAGUAGGACAGCACAUUCUUUUGGAAGGGCUGUGGGAAACAGGCAAUCUUAUACAUAAGGCAAACUGGGGAUAUUUAGCAAUAUCUAAAGAAACUGUAUGUACAUUUUCUAUUUGUGCCAGUAAUUCCACCUCUAGAGAUUUACCUUAAAAAUAAGAAAAUACUUACUCACAAAGUGACUCUUUGCAGUAUUCAUUGUAACUGAGAAAUGUUGAAAAAAGAAAAGAUGUGGCUGAACAUCAGAGAAUAAUUGAAUACCUCCAUAUAAUGGAGUACUAUGCAGCUAUGAUAAAGAACAAGGACUCUUUCUCUGAACUGAUAUGGGGUGAUUUCCAGUACCUUUUGUUAAGUGGGAAAAGAAAAAUAGUAUCUAUACUAUAUACCUUUUAGGUAAGAAAUAAGGGGAAAAUAUACCUGCAUCUGUUCAUUUCUGCAAAGUAAAACAUAAGAAGAAUAAAUAAGAAAAUAAUGAGAUUGGUUACAAUAGGUGGUGGUGGUUGGAAAUAGGGCAGAAAAAAUUGGGAAUAGGAAUGGGAUAGAAGGGAUGUAGGGAGAGUGACAUUUCUCUAACUGUAUAUUUUCUAUAGUUUUGACUUCUAGAACCGUGUUAUGUUUCAAAUGCUUAAAAUAUAAAUAUAUAAAAUCAAUAAAGAUAGAAACCCAAAAUGGAGUAUAAACAAAAAUAAGUGAACCUAACUAUAUCUCCAUAUUGUAAAUGAACACAUACACACUCACUCAUGCACACACACAUUGAUCACACCUAACAUGCAGCAUGCAGAUCUUGUUUCUAAAUAUUUUCCAGUGAAAGGAAUUACAAGCCUUUGGAGAAAUAGCUAAUUUUAGGGCUGGGGCUGGGAUAUCUUUCUAUUUUAGAAAGUUAUAAACUGCUCAAAAAAUUAUGGGGACCUGUCACAAACCACAAUGGUCAGGUUGAAGGGGCUUCCACUGGCCAAAUCUGGGACAAUUUGAGUAUUAAAAUAAAUAACGGUAAUUUUAACUGAGUGAUUGGCGUUAACAUCAUCAGUUGUCGGACAAACGGAUAUCAUGGGCCUCCUGAUAUAAUGCAAGAAGAACACAAUAUCACUUCUAUGGUUUUCCUGCCAAAAUACAGAACCUGAACCUAUAAUCUUGAGGAAACAUCAAUCAAACCCAAAUUGAGGGAAGUUCUUCAAAAGAAAUGGUCUGUAUGCUUCAAAAAUGUCAACUCAUGGAAGACAAAGACUGAGGAAGUGUUCCAGAUUCAAGGAGACUAAUGAGAUAACUAAAUGUAAUGUGUGAUCCUGGAUUAGAUCCUAGACCUGAGGGCUUUUUCCCCCUUUGAUUGUAAAGGACAGCAGUAGACAAUAGGUGAAAGUUGAAGAAGGUUUGUUGAUUAGAUAAUAGUAUUGUAUCCUGAUUUUGAUCAUUGUACUCUGGCUAUAUAAUAGAAUGUUCUUUAUUUUACAAAAUAGUAACUGGAUGGAGUUGAGGUGAAGGGACAUUAUCUCUGAGAUUUUAUAUAGAUAGAUGAUGGAUGGAUGAAUGGAUGGAGCAGUAGACAGAUUCGAUGGAGGAGUGGAUGGAUGGAGAUUGAUAGAUAGAUAGAUAGAUAGAUAGACAGACAGAUGGAACUGGGAAUGAUCAAGCAAAUGUGGAAAAGUGAAUCUGGAUGAACAGUAAAAGGUUUGUUUACAAGAAUUCUUCGUACUAUGUUUGCAACUUUUCUGUACAUCUGGAAUUGUUUAAAAAUAAAAAAAAAAUUAAACAAACUCAAUGCCUAUCUAGAUAGACACUAAAAAUCUCUUCCCUUUUAACUGCAAUGAUAAGCAAUAGCAGCUUAAUUCAAGUUUGGUGUACUUUAUUCUUUGAGGGAAAUCUGUGAUUCUCUCACACUUACAGUGAGGAUACAAAAGGCCGCUUAGGCUCCCCAGCUUCCCAGAGGUCCUGAGCUUCCGCCAGCAGCUCUGUUCUCGAGGGUAGCCUGCUAGUUAUGACAAAGAAAGUAUUGGUUUGCUUCCUUGGCCCUAAAACCACCUAUUCAUUCCUUGUCCUAAGAUGUACAUGGAAUUAUGCGUAUCUGGUCACUGUCUACUUCCAGCCUUCAUUGGCAAGGACAUGUGAAGGUUGUCUCAGCGGCUGUCUUCAGUCCACUCAGGAAGCUGUUCCCUUGGCAACCAAGUUAAUUAUUUAUUGACCCUCUCUCUCUGAUUUUUGGGAACAUUGGAGCUCUACUAUAAGUCAGUAUUACCUUGUAAAUAACAGUUAAUAUGACAAGUAAACUAGUCGAUGACCCUGGAGUAUGGAAGGUCACCAAAACUCCAACAGAGAAGUCUGUGUUUGAUUCUAGGAGUUGGAUAUCUGGAACUGUGGACCCAUCAUUCAUUCCCUUUCUUUGGCUCAGAAAGUGAAAAUCCCUGGGGCAUCUUGCAAAUGGCCAUUUUCUCCCCAUCCCACAUUACCUCUCAAUUUCCAGAUGGCCAUACCCAAUUUAUCCCCUUAUGGGAAUAAGCCACGCUAGGGCAGCCUUGAAGAACCACAGUUUACUGUUACAAAAUGCUCUUCUCUUGUUGACCUUAAAGUAACAGGCUUGUUCCUCUUGUCAUUCCACCUAUCCAAAAGUAAAAUUACAAGGCAGCUUUGCUUGUUCUUCUCCCUACAACGCCAAACUUCAAACAGAAAUCCCAGGAAUGCAGCUUAGAUCUGUCCCGCUCUUUAUUGCAGCCUCUACUUCCCUAGGAUUCUGGCACUUUUCCAAAGGGAGCAGGGCCUGGAGACUCAGGGGUCGCUGCCAUCAUGUGCCUGGUUGUUUCUCUUCUCCAGGCCCUAAGCGUCACCUACACGAGGCUUGAGCAUCCCAAUUCUCUCUUCAGAGGGAGCAACUUCCUCAUCUGUGUAAGACCUAAAGGGUACAGAGCUGUGAGCCAUGCCAUAAUGCAUUGACAUUCUAGAAUUUUAAAGUUAAUCUCUUACAGAGUUCCCUCAUUUUACAUGUAAUACAUUUUAACAAUAGGAAAUGUCCUUUUAGCUAAUUUUCCAAAUUUAAAGAAAUAUGUGAAGUCCUUUUAUAAAGAUUAAAUGAAAUAGAGUGGGGUCUGUAAUGUCAGGUUGAGUUAAUUAUCACUAGGAUUAAAGGAUAAAAUCGACUGCUCAUGACUUAAAGUUAUAAUUUUAACAAACACAAUUUUUUCCCACAAACAUUUUAUGUCUGAAGAUUCCAAAUCUACCAUCUCGUUGGAACUAUAAAAACCAAAUCUGUCAAUAUCACCAGAAAGCUCUUUGGCUUCCGUAGCAAAAAACAAAACAAAACAAAACAAAACAAAAAAACUAGGAAGAAAAUCAACUUUAUAUAACAAAAUAAGAAGUAGGUAUAGUUUUAACUUUAACUAAUGAAACCAGAUAUGUCAACAUUCCCUAAUGUUAGUAUUUUCCUUCUCUGUCUUACAAGUCACAAAGACUAAGUCAGGACUUGUCCUUUCAAAGUAAGUUGUCAACCUUCUUUCACUCUUUGAAGGUUCUUCAUUAACUGCUGAGUGAGGCUGG
Messenger RNA from Pongo pygmaeus (Bornean orangutan), 7226 nucleotides. RefSeq names its product polypeptide N-acetylgalactosaminyltransferase 8 (gene GALNT8). Gene Ontology annotation, biological process: protein O-linked glycosylation. Gene Ontology annotation, cellular component: Golgi apparatus. Gene Ontology annotation, molecular function: polypeptide N-acetylgalactosaminyltransferase activity. The record is from RefSeq and is a predicted model, not a curated record. The coding region runs from base 247 to 2160 and encodes 637 amino acids. The transcript is spliced from 11 exons. Lineage: Eukaryota; Metazoa; Chordata; Mammalia; Primates; Hominidae.